AUAAUAAUAAAUAUAAAUAAAAUCCAUACGAACUAAAAUCAAGAUGUUGGCGCUUUUCCGGUUUCCGUAUCAGUGGACUUACAAGUAGCAAUGGAAGCUGCUGCUUUAAACUUCGUUAAUGCUACUUUAAAUUGGGUCACUUUGGCUUUGGAUGCCCCCUCUGCACGAGCUGUAGUGUUUGGAGUCCAUAUAGGCGGGCAUUUAUUCGUUGAGGUUCUUCUUUUGGUGGUCAUUUUUUUUCUGCUUUCGCAAAAAAGUUACAAGCCUCCUAAGCGGCCAUUAACUAAGAAGGAAAUAGAUGAGCUCUGUGAUGAAUGGGUCCCGGAAUCUCUUAUUCCUCCUAUUACAGAAGAGAUGCAGAGUGAACCCCCGGUGCUGGAAAGUGCUGCAGGGCCUCAUGCUAUAGUCAACGGAAAAGAAGUUGUGAACUUUGCUUCUGCAAAUUAUCUUGGAUUUGUAGGGCAUGAAAAGCUGCUUGAUUCUUGUACCUUUGCACUGGAGAAAUAUGGUGUCGGUUCUUGUGGUCCUCGUGGAUUCUAUGGAACAAUUGAUGUCCACCUUGAUUGUGAGGCCAGAAUAGCAAACUUUUUGGGAACGACUGAUUCCAUCCUCUAUUCUUAUGGGCUUUCCACCAUGUUCAGUGCAAUCCCAUGUUUUUGUAAAAAAGGCGACAUAAUUGUUGUGGAUGAGGGAGUCCAUUGGGGAAUACAAAAUGGUAUGUACCUCUCUAGAAGCACCAUUGUAUAUUUUAAGCACAAUGAUAUGGAAUCUCUAGAAAAGACUCUAGAGAAAAUUACUUCUAAGAAUCAGCGAGCUAAGAAAUUGAGGCGCUACAUUGUGGUUGAAGCUGUGUAUCAGAAUUCUGGUCAAAUAGCUCCUUUGGACAAGAUCAUCAAACUGAAAGAGAAGUAUCGCUUCCGUGUUUUAUUGGAUGAGAGUAACUCAAUUGGUGUACUUGGCUAUUCAGGAAGGGGACUCGCUGAAUACUGCAGGGUUCCGAUAGAGAAGAUAGACAUUGUUACUGCUUCUAUGGGGCAUGCAUUGGCGACCGAAGGAGGAUUUUGCACUGGAAGUGCUAGAGUCAUUGAUCAUCAACGUUUGAGCAGUUCUGGAUACGUCUUUUCUGCAUCCUUGCCCCCAUAUUUGGCUAGUGCUGCAAUUACUGCUAUUGAUGUCCUAGAGAAAAAUCCUGAUUUGACAUCAAAGCUGAAGGAAAACAUUGCAAUUUUGUGGAAAGGACUCUCUGAUGUGCAAGGGCUGUCACUAGCGAGCCAUCCAGAAUCACCCAUUGUUUUCCUUAGACUCGAAAAAUCAAUGGGUUCAAUGAAAGGUGACCUCCAGCUCCUAGAAGACCUUGCUAAUCAUGCAUUGAAAGAAGAGUCCGUAUUUGUAGUGGUUUCAAAAAGAUCAACUCUGGAUAAAUGCCCACUACCUGUGGGAAUUAAGAUGUUUGUUUCAGCUGCCCACUCAGAAUCUGACCUGCUCAAGGCAUGCUCUUCAUUGAAGAAAGUUACAUCUGUGGUGCUCAAGGAUCAUAUUCGUCCAUGAUUACUUCCUGGGUAUGUCUAAUCAUUCUUGAAAUUUUCAUUUUUUUUCUAUUAUUAU
Molecule: messenger RNA, 1605 nt
Organism: Hibiscus syriacus
Lineage: Eukaryota; Viridiplantae; Streptophyta; Magnoliopsida; Malvales; Malvaceae
Product: long chain base biosynthesis protein 1-like
Exons: 14
Coding region: 91-1548 (485 amino acids)
Biological process (GO): sphingosine biosynthetic process; ceramide biosynthetic process
Cellular component (GO): endoplasmic reticulum
Molecular function (GO): pyridoxal phosphate binding; serine C-palmitoyltransferase activity
Source: RefSeq, a predicted model, not a curated record